Erigeron canadensis is the source of this 352-nucleotide messenger RNA. Its product is annotated as probable FBD-associated F-box protein At5g38565. Lineage: Eukaryota; Viridiplantae; Streptophyta; Magnoliopsida; Asterales; Asteraceae. Gene Ontology annotation, molecular function: protein binding. The record is from RefSeq and is a predicted model, not a curated record. Bases 42 to 338 code for a protein of 98 amino acids. The transcript has 2 exons.
UUAGGGUUUCCAACCAACACUGAAUUGAAUCAACAAAAAAGAUGUCUGAGAAAAACACUAAUACUUCCGAUGACGGCGAAAUGACGUACUCGGUGGGUGAAAAAGUUCUGGUUUCUCACGGUCCUCGUAUCCACCAAGCCACUGAGGAUGACGACUGUCUGGGACCAAAUAUCAUCAGCCAAAUGCCGAAUGAUAUUCUUUUAAAGAUACUUUCUUUUCUACCAUUAAAAACUGCGGUGAUUACCGGCAGUCUCUCCAAAAGAUGGAGGUUUGUGUGGCCCUAUCUGAAGAGACUAGACUUUGAUGGUAGCGAAGCUCCUGAUGAGCACCUUGUGUAGAGCAGGCCAAGUAC